UGUUGUUCCGAGUUAAUUACAAUAAUAAUUGUUAUUGGAGGUAAUUGUGUAAGGAAAUUGAGUUAUAAGAAAAUGAAUAAUUGUCCCGAGAAAUUGAUCUAAUCACUUGAUUAAAUUGUCGAUCAACUUAACAGUCUAAACAAUCGCCUCAAUUGUAUCGGUGAUGAUUAACUCAUUCACUUUGCAAUCAACUUAAAUUGUGGUAGAUUAUUUGUUAAUUAGUUUGAAAAAAAGUGUUAAAAGUGAAUCAAUGGGAACAAUUAAGGAGCUUUCGAGUUGGUUGGACUCGAUUUUUCGUCAACAACUUUCGGUGGAAAGUUUCAAGUCGAAAGUUGUUCGAUUGGAAAAUAUUGGUAAAACGACGAAAUCUUGUAUUCGAGGAUAUCAACAGAAAGGUAAAUUGGGCUGGUAUAACCACACGAUUCACAUCUUAUUCCAUAUUUGGUUCGUUAUCGUGGUCGCAAGAGCGGUUCGCUUGAUCGCGGUCACCGAUCCAGAGGAAACAUUUUACCUUGGAGAUUUUUUCAGUGAAGCGAAAGGAAAAACUUUUCUCCAUUCGAUUAUUAUUGUCUAUUAUAUUCUAUUCUUUUGCUCUCGAAUUGGUGCUCAUAUAAGUGAAGUUCGUAAGCCAAUGUUGAUGCUUAAAUUUUACGAGAAAAUUAAAAACGAAGGCUUUGAAAGUAUUCGAAAACAAUUAACUAAAGCAAAGGUUAAAAGUUUUCAAAUUCUUUUUUACAUUGCAUUACAAUUCUAUUUCAUUGGAAUACCAAUUGUUAGCUUAGCUCUUCUCGCACUUUGCUCGACUUUCGCUCUACAAAACAGUCAAGUUACUUCGUCGUUAGAAAAUUUUUCCUGGUUCUCAUUUUGGGUUCUAAUCAUUUGUAUACCUUUGGGAAUAAAUGUUUACACUCUCUUCUGGUACUACACAGUUUACAUAAGUGCCAUCACUUAUUGUUCAAUGUCACUUUCGUGUAUCGAUGAUUUAGGAGAUAAAAUUCAAUCGGAUGUAAGUAAACAUCGAGAUUUGAUUAAAGAUUAUCUGAGGCAACAAAAUAAGAUCCUGAAUCUGAUGCGGUCAGUAAAUUCUGACAUUGGUCCGGUUGUUUGGGUUGGAUACUUAAUAUCAACAUUUCUUGCAAAUUUCACUCUAUUUCUUGGUAUUUUCAUUGAAAGUGGGUCAUCAGCAAUGAGAUUUAUUUGCCUUGGAUUAGCAACAACAGCUUAUUCUAAUCUCACCUUGUUACAUUUUGCUGGAACCGCAGCUCAUGAUAAAUUGAUGGAUAUUCGAGAGAAAAACUUUUCCAUUCAAGCUCAGGGUGUUAAGAUUAUCCCACCAGCGAUUGCUGUUUGGAUUAAUUCGACUCAAGAGAGAAUCGAAAAUGGAGAAAUUGGAUUCAGUGUUACUCAUAUUUUCAUAAUGAGACAAUCAUCGUUUCUAUUUUUUGUUCUUGAAAACAGUGGGAUCUUAAUGAUGUUUGUCGCCAAUUUCAAGAAAAGCUAAACGAUUAACUUAUUGAUCUUAAUUGUUCAAAAUGAUGAUUCAUCUUAAUCGAUGAUAAUUAACAGAAUCUAAUAACAGAUAAACAUUGGAACGUUGAAUAUUCAAGAUGAGCAUUCAUUGAGUUGAAAUGAAAUUGUAAUAAUCAAUUAAUUGAUCAAAUAAACAGACUAAAUUAUCC
Molecule: messenger RNA, 1679 nt
Organism: Panonychus citri (citrus red mite)
Lineage: Eukaryota; Metazoa; Arthropoda; Arachnida; Trombidiformes; Tetranychidae
Exons: 4
Coding region: 251-1501 (416 amino acids)
Source: RefSeq, a predicted model, not a curated record